UGAUCCAUUACGAGGCCCAGUAAUUCUGGGAGUGUUUUCCUGUAGAUAAUAAGACAACUUUUACUGUAGCGUGUGGAAUACUCGUAAUAUAAGCGAUAUAGUUAUUCUAACUAUUCUGGGUACGUGAGCGCUAUUUUAUAAAGUAAUAUUUUAAGCCUUUGGACAUUUUCCAAAGGAAAAUAUAGUUUGUAAAGCCCAGUCGUUGACAACUGCAAGUGGAGUUCGAAUCCUAGCUAGAAAGCUUAUGAUGCCUACGUUGCGGGACAGCACCAUGUCCCACCCCGGCGAGAAUCCUCACCAAGUCCGGGUGAAAGCUUACUAUAAAGGGGAUAUCAUGAUCACACACUUCGAGCCCUCCAUCUCCUACGAGGGCCUGGCCAAUGAGGUGAGAGACAUGUGCGCUCUGGAGAACGACCAGCUCUUCACAAUGAAGUGGAUAGACGAAGAAGGGGAUCCAUGCACAGUGUCAUCACAGCUGGAGCUGGAAGAAGCCUUGCGCCUCUAUGAGCUCAACAAAGACUCUGAGCUCAUCAUUCACGUGUUUCCUUGUGUACCCGAGAAGCCCGGCAUGCCAUGCCCAGGAGAAGACAAGUCCAUAUACCGACGUGGGGCGCGGCGCUGGAGAAAGCUAUACUAUGCCAACGGCCAUGCCUUCCAGGCCAAACGCUUCAAUCGGCGGGCGCACUGUGCGAUCUGCACGGACCGUAUCUGGGGGCUGGGCCGGCAGGGCUACAAGUGUGUCAACUGUAAGCUGCUGGUACACAAGAAGUGCCACAAGCUGGUGACGUUGGAGUGCGGCAGGCAGAUGAUCCAGGAGCCUCUCCUUCCUCCCAUGGAUCAGGUCUCCGCACCCUCAGAGCACCCCAAGCCAGUCCAUCCACACAAAUACUCCAACGAGAGCCUGAAUCACGAAGGGGAGGAGAAAGAGGCGACGGGCAGGGAUGCCGGGAAGGCCGCGUCCAGCCUGGGGCUGAUCGACUUUGACCUGCUGCGCGUGAUUGGCCGAGGCAGCUACGCCAAGGUGCUGCUGGUGCGGCUGAAGAAGACAGAGCGCAUCUACGCCAUGAAGGUGGUGAAGAAGGAGCUCGUCAACGACGACGAGGACAUCGACUGGGUGCAGACAGAGAAGCAUGUCUUUGAGCAGGCCUCCAACCACCCCUUCCUCGUGGGGCUGCAUUCUUGCUUCCAGACGGAGAGCAGGCUCUUCUUCGUGAUCGAGUAUGUGAAUGGCGGCGACCUGAUGUUCCACAUGCAGCGGCAGCGCAAACUCCCAGAGGAGCACGCCAGGUUUUACUCAGCAGAAAUCAGCCUGGCCUUGAACUACCUGCAUGAGAGAGGCAUCAUCUACAGAGAUCUGAAGCUGGACAACGUGCUGCUCGAGUCCGAGGGACACAUCAAACUCACAGACUACGGCAUGUGCAAGGAGGGGCUGAGGCCAGGAGACACAACGAGCACCUUCUGCGGAACCCCCAACUACAUCGCCCCAGAGAUUCUUCGGGGAGAGGACUACGGCUUCAGUGUAGACUGGUGGGCUCUGGGUGUCCUGAUGUUUGAGAUGAUGGCUGGAAGGUCGCCCUUCGAUAUUGUGGGCAGUUCAGAUAACCCUGACCAAAACACAGAGGAUUAUCUUUUCCAAGUUAUAUUGGAGAAGCAGAUUCGUAUCCCCAGGUCAUUAUCGGUGAAGGCGGCCAGCGUCCUGAAAGGCUUCCUUAACAAGGACCCCAAGGAGCGUCUCGGCUGCCACCCUCAGACGGGCUUUGCGGAUAUCAUGGGCCACCCCUUCUUCAGGAACGUGGACUGGGACCUUAUGGAGCAGAAACAAGUGGUGCCGCCGUUUAAGCCCAAUAUUUCUGGAGAGUUUGGCCUGGAUAACUUCGAUGUUCAGUUCACCAAUGAGCCUAUCCAGCUAACGCCAGACGAUGAUGAUGCUGUAAAGAAGAUCGACCAGUCCGAGUUCGAAGGCUUCGAGUACAUCAACCCCCUCCUGAUGUCGGCUGAAGAGUGCGUGUGAAUGCCCCCCUCUCGGCUGCCACGUUGCCUUUUGUUCAACACUGCAUGGUUAAAUGUGCACCGACGUACCUGCGAACAUGUGUACCAACACCAAACCAAACGAAUCCCAGAUGAUCAUCAUCCUACUGCAGACGGAGUGGCUAUGUGCUCUGAGACGCUAGUUGCCAAACCAAUCUCACUCUGCCAUUUACAACCACUAGUCCUUAAGUCUACCUUUUUUUUGCGUUUUUUGUUUGUUUACCUGGACUGUUUAUUUUUUUUGUUUCUGUUUGUCUGUUUCUUAAUUAUUUUGUAUUAUUAUGUAAAGCCACACUGAUCAGCGUAUUUAUCGGUGCCUUCUGUGUAAGUGGACCCCUAUGAGGUGAAUUGGGGAGAAAGCAAGCAAGUGAGCGAGCGAGAGAGUUCGCAAGGUGGAUCAAGAGGAAGGGAAGACUACACACAGACCUGUCUUUUCCCUCAUGGCUCCCUUUAUGGCUGGUGUGAUGGCGAAGAUUUAAUGUGUACAUAUCUGGAAGAUGGUGGGUGUAAGGCAGUCGGCAUGGUCCUUUAAAUAAAAACACUAAGAAAUAACACUGUUCACCAAGGGCAUAUUUUUGAACACUUCAUUUUGCCCCCCUCGUACCUCUUCCAAGGCCACUUCUGGUUCAUGUGGGCGGUGGGAGAAAUGCAGAAAAAAAGCAACACUAUCCUUUUGUUUACGCUUGUACUUCUGUGUUGUGUAUUUCCCUCCCUCAACCCUUUGAAUGACAUGGCGAUAUGGAAAAAUGUACAGAUUGUUUCUAUAAAGCCAGGGUUCCUGUCCGUGCCAGAGAGAGGAGAGAGCCCCUGUAUGGUCUGUUGGCAGAUGUAGUGAAGACGGGAUGGGGAUGGGGGCCCCUUCUGAGCCCAACCACCUGGUGGGGGGUUGUGGGAGGGUGGGGGACCCUGUAGAGGGCGAGUAGGAACAUUAACAGCAAUGUAAAUACUGACAAACUGUGAAUGGAGAGGGAUUUUUCUGAAAGGAGAGUGGAGGAAAUGGCAGUGGGCUGUGACGCAAGAGCCCCCACCCCCCCAACCAACAUAUACACAUAACACCAUCCCAAACUAUGACCGAAAAGACUAUCCAUGCAACGUUAUCUUUACACAGGACCAAAAAAGAGGAUAUCUAAUGCUAGGAAAGAACCAGAUGUUCUUGAAGGUACUCUUGGUAGAAGUAAACUGUAGAACAUUGUGCCGUUUCAAGAUUAAUCAUAGUGAUCUUCGAUUUUUUUUCCUUUCCAUGUUUAAAACUACAUUGCCUUUCUGAUAUGUUUUUUUUUUUGCAUUCUGUACUUUUCUGUACUCUACAUUUUAUUUUUGUACAAUCAACGAUCUGUGCUCUUGGUCUAUUGAUGUUGUUUUCAUUUGUUACAUUAUUCCUUUAAUUUUACUGUUAAAUUACUGUGGAAAAGAAAGCUGUGGGAAAAAAGGUUUUCCUUGGCAUAACACUCGCGUCAGACAUGUGCUUCCUACUGGGACGUCUCUUGUCCAGCCCCUUGCCACCCCACUCCUGACCUGCCCUCCACCCGGGCCCACACCCUGUACCGAAACCCAUUCCAACACCUUCCUCUGUUCAACCCAUAUCCCUCCGCCAUGCUCACCUGACACACGUCAUGUUUUUUUUAUAUAAUCGGAAUGAGCCUACCCUACAAGUUAAUCAAGCCUUUAAAAGAUCAGUGACCAAACACUGUCAGAGGUGCCGAUCUGGGGGGACUCUCUAUCACACAUGCAUUACACACUCCGACACGUACAACCGUUCACCUAUCCCUCCCUCCCUCUCUCAUUCCUGGUGUUGGCCCGCCCAUACACACUCAAGCUGGUUCCUGACCACGAGGGACUCAUUGGCACCCCUGUGUUAGAAAUGAUUUGAUUAUUUAGAGCCCUUCCAACAUUCCUAGAGUGAUUGGUGCGCCAGCCAGAAACUGUAGUCAUAAAACAAGUGUACCUAGUAGGAGGUGUGGACACCACACAGAAUUCAGAAACGCCAUUUGCUUUUUUUGUUGUCUUUUUAUCUGUCUUCAGGUGAAGCACUCUUUGAAAAGCACAUUAUUGACUUUAAAACUGUAUGAAUUUAUUUUCACCUAUCAACAUUUAGUUAAAGUAUUUAAAUGAAAAAUCUGCUCUUUUUUUGAGGAAAGUGGCUGCAAUAUAGAAGUUACUGAAUGAAUAGCAGUUACUGAAUGAUGUCAGCAAUGACUGCACCACCACUUCAGUUUCGUAUUUUGUUAUUUGGUGAAAUGUCUGUCUGAAGCAGAUUAUAUUCAAAAUAAAAAAGUGACAACUUAUGAUCAUCUUUUCAU
Molecule: messenger RNA, 4328 nt
Organism: Engraulis encrasicolus (European anchovy)
Lineage: Eukaryota; Metazoa; Chordata; Actinopteri; Clupeiformes; Engraulidae
Gene: prkci
Product: protein kinase C, iota
Exons: 18
Coding region: 245-2011 (588 amino acids)
Biological process (GO): protein phosphorylation; establishment or maintenance of cell polarity
Cellular component (GO): nucleus; cytoplasm
Molecular function (GO): protein binding; protein serine/threonine kinase activity; ATP binding
Source: RefSeq, a predicted model, not a curated record